Messenger RNA from Pogoniulus pusillus (Red-fronted tinkerbird), 1692 nucleotides. RefSeq names its product neurogenin 2 (gene NEUROG2). Gene Ontology annotation, cellular component: nucleus. The transcript has a single exon. Gene Ontology annotation, molecular function: protein dimerization activity; E-box binding; DNA-binding transcription factor activity, RNA polymerase II-specific. Gene Ontology annotation, biological process: forebrain development; axon development; sensory organ development. The record is from RefSeq and is a predicted model, not a curated record. The coding region runs from base 240 to 935 and encodes 231 amino acids. NCBI's taxonomy places the organism in Eukaryota, Metazoa, Chordata, Aves, Piciformes, Lybiidae.
GGUAUAUAAGGGGUGUUAAGGAGGGUCGUGUGCCAGACACGCAGCCCACCGGCCCCGGGCAGCUCCCGCCGCUGCUGCCGCCGCCCCCGGGGCGCGUGCCAGCGCCGCGCCCCCUCCCCCAACGUCUCCCCCCGUGGCUCCGUACGUCCCGUCAAACCGGCGAACUGUUACACCGCGGCGCAACUCAACCCGUGAAGAGAGGGUCCCGCUCCCCGUCCUCAUCCCCGGCGCCCCGGAGGAUGCUGGUGAAGGCGGAGGGGCUCACGCCGCCCGGCGAGGACGAGCUGCUGCUGCUGGGCUUGGCCUCGCCCGCCCCCUCACCCUCGCUGCCGUCCAGCGCCGAGGAGGAGGAAGAGGAGGAGGAGGAGGAGGAGCUGCGGGCAACCUCACCGGCGAGGCCCGUCGAAGCGCGAGGGUUACGGCGGACGGAAGGAAAACGACGGCCAGGGCGAUCACGCGGUGCUCCGCGAACUGCUCGGACGGCGGAGACGGCUCAGCGGAUCAAACGGAGCCGGCGGCUGAAGGCCAACAACCGGGAGCGGAACCGAAUGCACAACCUGAACGCGGCGCUGGACGCCCUCCGCGACGUGCUGCCCACCUUCCCCGAAGACGCCAAGCUCACCAAGAUCGAGACUCUCCGCUUCGCCCACAACUACAUCUGGGCCCUCACCGAGACCCUGCGACUGGCCGGGGCGGCGCGGCUCGGGCCGGAGGCGGUGGUGGCGACGGGGCCGGUAACAGGAGGGGGAGGUCCCGCCGAGGGCAGCCCCUCGCCCGCUUCGUCCUGGAGUGGCGGCUCCGCCAGCCCCGCGCCCUCCGUCUCGCCCUAUGCCUGCACUUUAUCCCCCGCUAGCCCUGCCGGUUCCGCCUCGGAUGCCGAGCACUGGCCCGGCCGCUUCGCUCCGCCGCCGCUGCCGCCUCGCCGCUGCCUCUAGCCCUAGGGUCGGUCCCGGGAGGGGGCGGCGGCGGCGGCAUCUGCCCGCUUCCCAGGGCAGGCUGUGGGAACGGCACCUGCCAAACCAAACUUGGGCUCUUCUCUCCGAUGUGCACUUUGUCCCGUUUUUCCCAGAUCUGUCACCAGGGCUUUUGUGUGUGACCCACCCCCUCCUCCAUCUCCCUGCUCCCCCUUUUGCCAUCUGUCCCUUAGGAUUUAUAGGCGGGAGGGGGUGGGGGGGGGUGGGAUGGGGGGAGAAAGUGAGUUUAAAAAAGAAAAAAAAAAGUGAAAUAAAAAGUAAAUUGUUUUGUUAGGGGUGCAGGUUAGAAGUCAUUGUAUAAUUUGUAGGCUUUGUGAGGGCUGAAUGCAAGCGUGGAAAUUUAGGCUGAACUCUCUAUCAAAAGGGGAGAAAAAAAAAACCAUAGAGGGAAGAGGGGAGGAGGGGGAGACUGGGGAGGGAGGCCCCCUCCUCAUGCAUUAUUUAUUUCGACCUUUAGGGGACGAGGAACUCCCCCCUUCUUUCAGGAGAUUAAAAAUAAAUCAACAGACUGAAAACCCCAACAGACACGGGACAUUACAGCGAUCAGCCACACACGUGUUCACAUUUAUUUAUUAUAAAGAAAGAUUUCAUGGAAAAGAUGUAUUUUUUUGGUAUAAUUUACAGAGUUUAUUCUAGUAUGUAUUUACAGCUGAAGAACAAAGGGAUUUUGUCCUUGUCAGAAAAAGUAUAAAUAAAUAAAAAUCUCUAAUUUUCGUAA